Molecule: messenger RNA, 1494 nt
Organism: Sorghum bicolor (sorghum)
Lineage: Eukaryota; Viridiplantae; Streptophyta; Magnoliopsida; Poales; Poaceae
Product: putative F-box protein At4g22170
Exons: 2
Coding region: 62-1339 (425 amino acids)
Molecular function (GO): protein binding
Source: RefSeq, a predicted model, not a curated record
UUCUGAGGUCUGAUUUCUCCCUUCCUCCGUCUUUACCCCUUGAUUUCUAGCACUGAGCAGUAUGGGGGAAACACCUCCAGCUUCGCCUCCUCGAUCUGGCUCCUGCCUCAGUGAUGAGUUCUCCAAGGUUGCCUUGGGAACCUGUUCAAGUCCCAGCUGGUCCGACCUCCCAAUGGAUGUCCUCCUCCUCAUCCUGCAACGCCUCGAGCUUCCCCAAUCGCUUGCCUUUGCAUCAGUUUGCAAAACAUGGAGGGCUGCCGCUAUAACCGCCAGUGUUCCUCGUUCUUGCACACCAUGGAUCUUGUCUUGGGCACAUCUGGCGCAGGGGGAGCGCCCCUCACCUGUGACCUGCAACUUGUACCACCUUCUCGAUGGUGACAAGGCCUAUGGUGUUAGUUUUCCACGUGGCUGCUUUAAUGCGUGCUGUGGAGCUUCUCAUGGAUGGCUUAUUUUGGUAAACGAACUCUCCAAUCUUGUGCUUUACAACCCCUUCACUACGCGCAUUAUCCCUCUGCCACCAAUCACGGAUUUCUCAUGCGUGGAAGCAGUCUACCGUAGCGGAGGGAGCUUGGAAGGUUACCAUCUUGGAACAGGUGGAAGAGUCUAUGGUUCAGAUGAACUAGGAAAAAUUUUUUACCAGAAAGCGGUGUUGUCUUGCAGUCCAUCCAAAGGUGGUGACUACAUCGUGAUGAUCAUCCAUCGUGAUUCUGAUUGGCUUUCUUUUGUUAAGGCAGGACAGAGAAAUUGGCAAGUUGCCUCAUCUUUAGGUGUAAGCCAGAAAGACAAAUAUGCAGACUGUGCAUACCAUGAUGGCAGGUUCUACACAGUUACAUUCGAUGGACUGGUGGAGAAAUGGGAUAUCGACGGAUUGAAUGGACCAACAAGGGAGGUGGUGGUUGCCGCAAGGUGCCAUGUAGGACUGAUCCUUACUAGGCAUUUGGUGCCUACACCAUGGGGCGAUCUCCUGCAGGUUCGUGCAAUUCGGUCGGAUGGAUCCCCGGAUGGCAUCAGAUUCCAAAUCCGCAAGGUAGAACUGAAUGGAUGCAAGAGAAUUUCAUACAAGGAUUUGAUGGGUCAUGCUUUGCUCCUUGGAUUGAAUCACUCGGCAUGUUUGCACACCAAGGAUUUUCCUGGGCUUCAGGCUCAAUGUGUCUAUUUCUCUGUUCCCUGGAUGGUGGAAACAUCCCAUUGGAUUCGUCGAAGCUGCGCUUGGGGAGGUGUGAGGAUUUACAACUUUGAAUGCAAAAAGUUUGAGCGUGCUCUUCCCAUUCGUUAUAGUAAGAGUAAGAGAUUUAUCCACGUUUUUCCUACGGAGGUCUGGAUCACCCCGAAUCUGUAAUAAUUAGCACAAAGGAAUAAUAAUUGAUUUUCUACCCAUGUGUAAUUGUAAGGAAUUGAUUGGCCCUACUAUGCUGAGGUUGGGAACUUGGGAUCACCCAGGAUCUGUAAUAAUCAGGCUUUCCUCAUUUGUAAUACAACAUCCUUUUCAAAAUA